This is a messenger RNA of Symbiodinium natans, 1689 nucleotides long. The record is from the annotation of a GenBank genome assembly. NCBI's taxonomy places the organism in Eukaryota, Dinophyceae, Suessiales, Symbiodiniaceae.
AUGAGCAGGCAAAGUAUCUAUGACCUCCACGCCGGAGCUUCGCAAGUUAAAUGCGCAGGUGGCAUCUGCUUUUCCCUCGACCUUGAGGGGGCGUUCGACAACGUCCCUCGCACUGCUCUUGCCACUAGCCUGCGACGCCUCGGGGUCUCCGAAACGCUGGUUCAACUCCUCAUGCAGUUCCAUUUUGAGGCCAGGUAUCACUGCUCAGUUGGCGCUCAUGAGGACUAUGUCACGACCACACGAGGCAUCAAACAAGGCUGUACCGUCGCGCCGUAUUUGUUUGUGGCACACACAAUUGCGAUCAUAGAUACACUGGCGGAACGCCUUAGCUGGGACUGGGUUACGCAGCUGUUUACUUUCUACGCCGACGACGCCUUAGCAGCCUGGACGUUAAAAAGCGCCGAAGACCUUCAGGGUGCCAUCGUUGGCAUCCAAAAAGUCGUGCAAACUUUUAACGACCAUGGUAUGACUCUCAGCGCAACCAAAUCAGUCGUGCUGUGUCACGCCAAGGGGGCAGACGCGAUUAGAAUCUUACAGAAACUUAAGGUCUUCAAAGACAAACUCCCGCACCUUGCAUUUAUGCAACACGGCGAGCAGAUUCUGAUCCCCCUUAAGAAAACGCAUCAGUACCUAGGAACCGUCAUUUCCUACCGAGAUGCCCAGGAGAAAACUGUUCAGCUACGCAUGCGUAAAGCAAGGGGUCAAUACAGCCAGCUUCGUAAGGCCAUCAACUCCAGACGUGUUACGCACAACCGCCCCAGGUAUCAAAUCUGGAGAGCCGGGGUCUGGAGCUCAGCUGCGCACGGGCUGCUGGCGGUGGGCGUUAGACCCACGGGACGCAAGCAUCUACGUGCAAUGGCUGCCAGACAGAUGCGCGCUAUCGCCAAAAAGCCAGCGCAUCUAACCCUGGUGACAAAUGAGCAGAUCCAGAAGCAUCUUAAUGCUGAGGAUCCCCUGCAAGCACUCGCUCAACAAGGCCAGAGGAUGCACGACGCGCUUGAGAUAGUUGCAGCAGAGUGCCCCAGCGACAUAAGGGCCCUUCCAAAGGUCCGGGCGCAGCUCGCGCUGGCUAUCAACUCACUCCAAUCAGUGAGUGCAGGGGAGCAGCUUCCUGACGAUAAGGAGUCAGACCCUUAUACCUGUCCGCAUUGCAGUCUGCAAUUUCGCACCAUCACUAGCCUUCGGCAGCAUAAGGCAUGGAAGCACCCAGAGGCUAAGCCAGAGCUGCUCCAUUUUGAUCCGGCAAACCAUGCCCUGAAUGGUCUGCCACAGUGUCAAGCCCCGUCUCCUCAGAAAUGGCACCUGCCCUUGGUGCGACAGGACUACACUGUGAACAUGACGACGGAGGUGGUGAGCGUCUUCGGCAGCCUACUACCGGGGCUAGCGACGAACAUGAGAGAGACCUCGAAACAGCCGAGAGACAUGGACCGGGAGACAGAGAACGCACCGAACAAGCGACCCAAAGCGGCCCGGCGAGGACAGCGGGGAGGCCGGCGGCAAAUUGCAGACGAGAACCUGAACUCGGUGGUGACGCUCCUGGCAAAUCUGUCGUUGCAGCAGGAGGACGCCCUGAACCGUCUACGCCUGGACACACUGGACACAUCCUUCACCUUUCACCUCCAGCAACAAGGCCCAGGAACUAUAUUGCUGCCGCUUUUCAAGGCGGGGCAGGAAUGGCAACAAAAAUAG